Molecule: messenger RNA, 333 nt
Organism: Ostreobium quekettii
Lineage: Eukaryota; Viridiplantae; Chlorophyta; Ulvophyceae; Bryopsidales; Ostreobiaceae
Source: the annotation of a GenBank genome assembly
AUGGCGAAGAAACGGAAGCAGGAGAUGCAGCCCGAAGAGGACAGCGGGCUGUACCACGCCUUCGUGGGCGCCGCCAACGCCGUGAGCCACCUCUUCACGCAGGCGCAGAAGGAGCAGCGCGCGGCGGCAUCCGCGGCGGCCAGGGCCUCACUGGAGAGGACGGCGGCGUGGCUGGACGGGCAGGCGGGCGCGCCGGAGGGCGCCGUGCCCAAGUGGGCGCUGCGCCAGUUCCUGAACGAGGAGCACCUGAAAGCGGGAGGCACGGGGCUGUACUGUCGGCAGCAGCGAGCGGGGAUCGACUCCUCCCAGGAAGGUGAGACACGGGAUGGGUAG